AUGGCUACCACGACAUCCCCCGAAAAGAAGCCCCCGAUAACCUGCCACAUUCUCGACACGACGCGCGGGCGGCCCGCCUCCUCAAUCCCCACAACCCUCACCCUCCACAACCCACCCCCCACCAUCUCCAGCGUCCCCCUAACCUUCACCUCGACCACCAAUUCCGACGGCCGCGUCACAUCCUGGACGCCCACCGCCGCCGCCUUCUCUUCCUCCUCCUCGCCGUCGUCGUCCCUGGACGCCGUGUUCGCAGCCGCAGCGGCGGACCAGCAGUACAGUCUGACGUUCGACACGCGGGCGUACUGGAAGGAGAACGGGGUCGAGGAGAGCUUUUACGACGAUGUGGUUGUGAGGUUCGUGGUUAGGAGGGCGAUGGCGGAACGGAAGGAGCAUUUUCAUGUCCCCGUGCUGUUGGGGCCGUUUGGGUAUACGACGUAUAGGGGGUCGUGA
Messenger RNA from Aaosphaeria arxii CBS 175.79, 450 nucleotides. RefSeq names its product putative transthyretin-like protein. Gene Ontology annotation, biological process: purine nucleobase metabolic process. The record is from RefSeq and is a predicted model, not a curated record. NCBI's taxonomy places the organism in Eukaryota, Fungi, Ascomycota, Dothideomycetes, Pleosporales. The transcript has a single exon. Gene Ontology annotation, molecular function: hydroxyisourate hydrolase activity. The coding region runs from base 1 to 450 and encodes 149 amino acids.